Micromonas pusilla CCMP1545 is the source of this 1659-nucleotide messenger RNA. RefSeq lists its product as uncharacterized. The record is from RefSeq and is a predicted model, not a curated record. NCBI's taxonomy places the organism in Eukaryota, Viridiplantae, Chlorophyta, Mamiellophyceae, Mamiellales, Mamiellaceae. Bases 130 to 1659 code for a protein of 509 amino acids. The transcript has a single exon.
AUCACACACACACACACACAUACACAGGCACACACACACACACACACACACACACAGGCGCGCGCGCGCCAUACCGCGCUUAAGACGGGCGUCAGGCAAGUGACAAGCAGCACGCAAAAAGCUGCACACAUGCCCGGCAACAACUGGCGACAGUUAUUCUUGCUGGUCACGGCGAUAGUCGUGCCAGUAGUGAUACGAUUGGGAGGAAGCGAGCACAUAAAGAAUCCUCCUGCGUACUUUGUUAGGCUGCAAGGCAGGUUGGCGGAACAUCAGAUGGGCGCCAAAACGCCCUCGGGUCAAGCACUGGAGCGCGCGAAAUUGGGAAAGACUAUGGAACUUCUGCUCGCUCAUUUAAAAGAACUGCCAAGUUAUCUAGAUGGCGACUGUGACGCAGCUGAGGUGUCCGCUUCAGAGUAUGCUGCACAGUGUCAGCUUAUCGUAGAACCUACUUCAGGAAGUAUCGGUCAAAGUUUAACGUCGAACUCCACGACGUUUUUAUUCAUCAAAUGCUUGACAGAGUGUAAGGGCACACAAAUAGGAGUUCCUGGUCAUGUCUUUCAUGUUCUUGCUAGUGGUCCAACUCGUGUCGAGGGCGUUGUUAUGGACAUGGGGUCAGGAAUUUACUUGGUGCAACUCGAACUCACACAUCCAGGUGAAUAUACAAUCAGUGCUCACAUUCGAAUGCUGACAAAACGGUGGGUGACGAAAUGCUCUGAAGACAUGAAGUUUAAGGAUGCCGGACGAGUCUGGGUUCCGGUGAUCAACAGUCCCUUGAUUUAUCACGUAUCGGGUUCAUUACCACCAGAAUAUGAGAGCCUGCCACUCUGCACAGGCGUUGAUAAUCCUGCUCAGUGGGUCAAGGUUCACAGCAGAGAUCUUGGAACGCAUAUGAGUUCGGUAAAUUGGCAGUGGAGAGGGAUCCAUUGCCGAUAUAAGACGUACACCCCGACUGAGGCGAAAAAAUGUCUACAAAAUCGACGACUCGUCAUCAUGGGGGACAGUCACUCGCGCACUGCUUAUGUUGCAAUUGAAAACUUUCUACAUGGAACUUUGAUCAACGAUGGUAAUAAAUUUCAGUACGGGUUCUCAAACUGUAGUGGACUCGGCGUGUGUGUGGAGUUUUUAUGGCUUCCGUAUCCCGAUGAUAUUCGUUCAGGAAUUCAGGAGCGGAUUGAUAGUGGGGAAAUAAAGUGUGAUGAUGCUAUCAUCACCCAGAGCGGGCAGUGGAAUGCUGCGUACAGGUGCAUUGCUGAUGCGAAACAAGAAUACGAGGACUUGGCCGUGCUUUUGAAGGAGCUCAGUGCACAGAGAUUCGCAGCCUGGGUUAGCCCACCCGCAAGUUCAAACCACAUUGAUUCAUCUACUGAGUGGCUAAAUUUAAAGAAUUCAAGGCAGACAUCCCCAAGGAUGAAUGCAGAGGUUCGUCAAUCGACUGCAGCUAUGAAGAGAGCUGGUGUGGCAAUAAUUGACCUGAACGCCAUGACACGUCCCCGGCUAGAAACUAUUUGUGAUGGAGCGCACUUUGCGUGUGUUAACGAAGAAAGCGUUGGAAAGGUCCGGUUCGAGGGGCCUGUGAUCUUAAGUUUUUGGCAAGUGGUGAUUAAUGGCCUAUGUAACACAGCGUUGCCGCCCAGAGAGGCAGAGUGCGCAGCAAGGUAG